CGUGACGUUUCCACAUCCAUUGCUGAUGACGAUGGUAAAUGACUGGGAAGAGAAGUGUCUGCUAAAACAACACUAUUUUCCCCAGCAGGUUUUCUUUCUAAAGACAACAGAAUCAAGAAAUGAAGGUUCAGUGAUUUAAUAGCUGGGGAAGUUUAUUAGAAGGCUCUGGGGGUUUGAAACGUGUCUAAAAUUGUUUUCUGGGCCUGUUGCUAACGACGGGAUAUCCUCGGGCUGACUCGGCAGGCAAACACCGGGGAGAGUGAGCGCAGAUGACCGAAGACUGGAGCUCCGGGCUGCUGCUUUACUGCGACCAGGUUUCGCUGACAUUAACUGGCUUUUCUCGUGUCCAGGGCACCUAUCUCGUCUUCUUAGAUGGUGAGGGAGAUAAAUCAUCGUAGCUGCGGUGUUGUUUUGACAGUUUGCCAGCCUUAGCACUCCGGUGUUUACAGCUAGCUCAACCAGAAGCUCAUUAAAAGUAAACUGCUGUUUGUAUUUGUUUCUGUUUAAAAAGAACAUAUUUGACUUCAAGCACAUUCCGGGAAGCUGGUAGAAGUUUGUAGGAUCGCGGUGCUACUAUCUACAGAGUGGAGGCUAGCUUGGCAGCUAGUUUCUAAGGCUGCCUAGCUGAGGUUAUCACACACUUCAGGCGUAUCUACAAAGUUUGUUAGCUCGUUGAGCUGUGCAGUUAUGGCUUGCUCUCAACGUUGCUGUGUUUAGCUCCGUGUGUGCCACAGAAGGUAUGGUGUGACGUAUUUUAUUUUAAGGUAAAGGGUCUGAUCAGAAAGAUUAGAGAACCAAAGGCAGCUUAUACACUUUUCCGACAGCUACUGGAUGAAGGCUCGCAGAAAAGGUUGGAUUUGGAUGUCGUCAGGACUCGCAGGUUUCUCCUGUUCUGCUAGUCAUUUUUUAUCAUUUAGCAACGUAUAACUUCUGCUACACCAGACGGAACUGAUUCGCCUGGAGGCGCUCUUUGGGCAUAUUUGCUCAAGGAAGAUCCUCAUCCAAGCAGACUAAAAUGAAUCGUUACCUGCCUGUGGCCCGACAGCACUUCCUGGCUGCCCUUGCCAGCACCAGUGUGGUGGUAAAAACUAUCAGUGCUGUGGUGGUCCUCCUCUACCUGCUGUCCUGGGCUGUGGACACUUCAUAUUCACUGGGGGUGACCCCUGGCUACCUGUUUCCACCUAACUUCUGGGUGUGGACUCUGGUGACCCACGGGCUGGUGGAGCAGCAUGUAUGGGGCGUGGCAGCCAAUGUGGGGACAGUCAUGGCCUGUGGGCGCCUCCUGGAGCCUUUGUGGGGUGCUCUGGAGCUCCUGAUCUUCUUCGCAGUGGUAAAUGUGACGGCAGGACUCCUGGCAGGCCUCUCCUACCUCCUCACCUAUGUUGCCACCUUCCACCUGGACUUCCUGUUUGCUGUGCACAUCUAUGGAGUCGCUGGCUUCUUGGGAGGUGUCCUGGUGGCUCUGAAGCAGACCAUGGGGGAUUCCACGGUACUCAGAGUUCCACAGGUGAGACUCAAAGCUGCUCCAGCUUUGGUCCUCCUCUUCCUGGCCUUGCUGCGAUUGUCUGGGCUGUUCGACAGCUGUGCCCCACUGGCUGCUUACAGUUAUGGCGCUCUAUCCGGCUGGGUGUACCUGCGCUUCUACCAGAGACACAGCCGGGGCCGUGGGGAUAUGUCAGACCACUUUGCCUUUGCGAGUUUCUUCCCUGAGGCGGUCCAGCCUGCGGUGGGGCUGCUUGCGGGGCUCGUGCAUGCCGCCCUGGUGAAGAUAAAGGUGUGCAGGAAGAUGGUAAAGAGAUACGAUGUGGGGGCACCCUCCUCUAUUACUAUCAGCUUGCCAGGGACAGACCCACAGGAUGCAGAGAGACGGAGACAAUUGGCCUUGAAAGCACUGAAUGAACGUCUAAAGCGAGUCGAAGACCAGUCCGCUUGGCCCAGCAUGGACGAUGAGGAAGAUGACGACGACGACGAGGUCCGAACCGACACCCAACCGCUCCUCUCCGAUGGGCGUGACACCUUGUCCUCCACACCACGGACAUCCGGAGGACCCACGGGUGCUUCCCUCUCCUCCCCAUCGUCAGCAUCACACAGCGGUGGGACAGCAUCUUCAGGUGGAGUGCAACACCCUGAAUCCAGCAUUAUCACCUUUGAGGAUGCAAGUUCUAGAUCAUAGCAAGAAGGAUCCUGGUGUGUGGAGAUACACGCUCUUGUUGGUGUCGCUGGCAAGUAUACUAGCGCUUCAAGCGUCCCUAACUAGUAUACAUUCAAUAAUGAUGAUUAGAUGUCGGUAUUUCAUUCUAUACACAACAUAUGUGAUGAGUUAACACAUGAAAUUGUGCUCUCACAAACACUCUGUCAAGACUGUAAAGUGCAUUCAGUUCAGACUUGUUGGUUGCAAACACGCUGCGCAGUCAGCCAAACUAAAAACCUAGUUGCUAUUCUCUUUCCUAUGUGCAACUGAAAAUAAAAUAAAGAUCUGUCUUGUUAGGGCCUAAUCCCAACUUGCAGAACUCUGAUCACUGCUACAUGUAUGUCACCUUCUUUGUGAAAUAACAAAAUCAGUGUGCAAAUUCUUUUCUAAGUCUUUUUUUUUUUUAGAACAGCCAUGUUUGAUGUUUUUGCCUGCCUGCUACAAGAAAACAGUUGGUGACAGAUGCACGCUGAAGUUUUUGAUUCCUUGCUUGAUAAGUGCAGACAAAAAUGGCUUCCAGUGACACUAGCUGCUGGUUUGGUUCCAGACGCAUCACCAGCUGUGUAACACAAAGUAUGAACAGCGUCUACAUGGUACCAACCUGCUGAACCAGAGCAAAGAAGUUCCAAUUGAAAGUCGACACCAAGCUCAAAGACUUGAAGAAGUGCAGAAGAAAUUCUCCUGAGGCAUAUUAUUUCCCACAUGAAGUCUCUGUGAAAGCACAGAGGAAGAAAUGGAGUAUAUACCUGUUUUUAUUUUUAACUGCUUUGCUGAAACACUAGAAAAUGUUUAAUUUUUUUCUUCUUCUGGUUCUGUUGAUCUCUAAAAGAAAUAAAAAUUUAGUUUUCUUGGA
Messenger RNA from Girardinichthys multiradiatus, 3044 nucleotides. RefSeq names its product transmembrane protein 115 (gene tmem115). The coding region runs from base 1016 to 2173 and encodes 385 amino acids. Gene Ontology annotation, biological process: retrograde vesicle-mediated transport, Golgi to endoplasmic reticulum. The transcript is spliced from 3 exons. The record is from RefSeq and is a predicted model, not a curated record. Gene Ontology annotation, cellular component: membrane; Golgi apparatus. NCBI's taxonomy places the organism in Eukaryota, Metazoa, Chordata, Actinopteri, Cyprinodontiformes, Goodeidae.